This is a messenger RNA of Glycine soja, 1548 nucleotides long. RefSeq lists its product as uncharacterized. The transcript has 9 exons. The record is from RefSeq and is a predicted model, not a curated record. NCBI's taxonomy places the organism in Eukaryota, Viridiplantae, Streptophyta, Magnoliopsida, Fabales, Fabaceae. Bases 258 to 1277 code for a protein of 339 amino acids.
GGGAAAGGUGGCACGUGCCACGUACACGUGAAAAAGAACCCUGGUCUUUCUGCCCCUCUCCAAUCUUCCCCGCCACCGCCGAAAACUUUUCUUAAUCAGUCUCACAGUGAAGUUGAUCGGAGCCACAUACAUUCACGCACUGACGCUACUGUGUGAACGACGAUUAAGGUUUUGGUCUCUUCUCUCUGCCAAUAAUCAGAAAGCACUCGCUUCCAUUCAAACGAAUAGUAAUUGUUGGAUGAACUUGAAGGGAUUCAAUGGAUACAGAAUUCAAAACAAUUGAGGCAAGCAUAAUGUCUAUGCUUGGCCAACUCCAAUCUGAGGGUGGCAUCCUACAAAGAAUGGUAUACAAGAAUAAGAACCAGCACCGACGCGGUUCCUAUUUCCAGCGUCUUUUGAAGGUAAGGAGGGAUUUAAGGCUGCUGCAAUUGGCAAACUUGGAGGAGCUUGUAACAUCAUGUUUGCUUGUUAUCAAAGAAGAUAGACCAAAACAGAAGCUUCAUCUUUUAGAGAGCUUAAAAAGGAGAAAAUGUCAUAAUGAAAAGCAUAAUUUUAUGGAGCGUCUGUUAGGUGUUGCACACUUACUAGUAGAGAUGGUUGAACCAAUACUGAAGGCUGCAUCUGAGGUAUCUGUAUUGUUUGCUCAAUCUUUUUUUAUGGGAUUUUCUGUGACAAUUAUGGCUUUGCUUGCACGUCUCCGAGUUCUGGUUCAACAAAUAUUACUUGAUGUUGUUUCAUUGUUCAACAUGGUUUCUAUACUCUCUAUAAAGAAGCAAUCAAUAAAAACAACUCACAAUGAAACCGAGGUUUUUAGAGAUUUCUACCCUGUUAGUGAUGAUUUUGUUACAUUAGAAUGUGUUUGGAAAUCAGACAAGUUUAUAUUACUCGAGAGGAAGCAUAAAAGGGUGAAUGAAAGUCAAGCUGUGGACUCUGGUGGAAUUGUUUUUGUCCAAACAUCAAAUGUUAAUUAUAAUUGUAUCGUGUCUUUUCUUGGGGAUGAUCGGUUAGUCCCAAAGAGAGUAGCAGAUGUUGCUGCCAAAAAAGAUCCCUGUCAUAUCAAUGAUAAGAGUACUGAUUUGUUGAUUGGCUCAUCACCAAAUGAUGAUAAGGAGACUAUAUAUAAUGAUGAAGGAGAAAAUCAAGGCAUCACGAAAGCCUCCAUCAACAAAUCUUUACCAGAGGUUGGUUUGCAUGCAUUAUCGCCGUCUACUACCAAUGAUAAACUUCAUUCUUGUCGAAGAAGGUGGCAUUUGUCUCAAUCAAGAAUCUUACACUAACGUGACACAAAUCUUAAAUUGAAGUAACCAAACAAAGGAUGACAUGGGGGAUUCACUUGCUAGUUUAUUUACUGAUGUAAAUGCAAAGGGUAAUUUCAAACAUGACUAGCUAUUGUAGUUAAACUUUUGGUGGUAACUUUAUCCAAGGCUAGGAAAUCUUGAUUUAAUAAUGGUAAUAACUAAUAAAAUUCUCUAGGGCUCUUAUUGAGGAUGUGAUCAUGAAAAGUAUUAAAUGAUUUUAUUUUUUUUUAUAGAUUCUUAAUGUCUCAAA